CAGACGCCUACACCAGACCAGAGGCCACCAUCAUGACGAGGGACCAGAAUGGAACCUGGGAAAUGGAGAGUAAUGAGAACUUUGAAGGCUACAUGAAGGCCCUAGAUAUUGAUUUUGCCACCCGCAAGAUCGCAGUACGUCUGAAUCAGACGAAGAUCAUCACUCAAGACGGUGAUAACUUCAAGACAAAAACCAACAGCACGUUCAGAAACUAUGACUUGGACUUUACCGUCGGGGUGGAGUUUGACGAACACACAAAGGGCCUGGACGGCCGGCAUGUCAAGACGCUGAUCACCUGGGAAGGCGACACUCUGGUGUGUGUGCAGAAAGGGGAGAAGGAGAAUCGCGGCUGGAAGCAGUGGGUGGAGGGGGACAAGCUGUACCUGGAGCUGACCUGUGGUGACCAGGUGUGCAAACAAGUGUUCAAAAAGAAGUGAGGGGAAGCCGGGCACGCAUGCGGAGUUCUCUGCCAGUUUUGGAAACCAGCCUGGGGAACCCCCUGCUCCUGACAGAACCCACUUCAGUCACCGGCCUGGCUUUAAACUCGAGUGUGUGAAGGAACCCCACUCCCGCCCCCCACCUUGGAACCUAUUAUUAAAAAAAAAAAAG
Microtus oregoni (creeping vole) is the source of this 609-nucleotide messenger RNA. RefSeq names its product retinol binding protein 2 (gene Rbp2). The transcript has 4 exons. Gene Ontology annotation, biological process: fatty acid transport. The record is from RefSeq and is a predicted model, not a curated record. Lineage: Eukaryota; Metazoa; Chordata; Mammalia; Rodentia; Cricetidae. Bases 33 to 437 code for a protein of 134 amino acids. Gene Ontology annotation, cellular component: nucleus; cytosol. Gene Ontology annotation, molecular function: fatty acid binding.